Messenger RNA from Eubalaena glacialis (North Atlantic right whale), 634 nucleotides. Its product is annotated as phosphatidylinositol N-acetylglucosaminyltransferase subunit P-like. Gene Ontology annotation, molecular function: phosphatidylinositol N-acetylglucosaminyltransferase activity. The record is from RefSeq and is a predicted model, not a curated record. The transcript has a single exon. The coding region runs from base 123 to 524 and encodes 133 amino acids. NCBI's taxonomy places the organism in Eukaryota, Metazoa, Chordata, Mammalia, Artiodactyla, Balaenidae. Gene Ontology annotation, biological process: GPI anchor biosynthetic process.
GGGCAGGGGUUGCCUUGGCGAUUCGGCCCUUCUUCGUUUUCCCUCUCUCGCCCCCGUGCGGCUCCCUGGUCCGCGCCUGCGCAGAGGACUCGGCACGAAGAUUAUCUAAAGCCACAGGGAAAAUGGUGGAAAGUUCACCGUCGCCAUUGCCAGAAAGAGCGAUUUAUGGCUUUGUCCUUUUCUUAAGCUCCCAAUUUGGCUUCAUACUAUAUCUUGUGUGGGCUUUUAUUCCUGAAUCUUGGCUAAACUCCUUAGGCUUAACCUAUUGGCCUCAAAAAUACUGGGCAGUUGCACUGCCUGUGUACCUCAUUACUGUUGUGAUUGGUUACGUGCUCUUAUUCGGGAUAAACAUGAUGAGUACCUCUCCGCUCAACUCCAUUCAUACAAUCACAGAUAACUAUGCCAAAAACCAACAGCCGAAGAAAUACCAAGAAGAGGCCAUCCCAGCAUUAAGAGAUAUUCCCAUUAGUGAAGUAAACCAAAUGUUUUUUCUUGCAGCCAAAGAACUUUACACCAAAAACUGAAUUGUACAUAGACUAAUACCAAACAUUUAUUACAAAUUUUUGAUGGAAGAAUUUCGACCAUAGUAAUUUUGACUGUCUUUCUGAUUAAUAUCCAGUAUUGAAAUGUUAAA